CUUUUCAAAAUGGGGUUGACUGGAGGCGGAGGUUGCAGUGAGCCGAGAUCGCCCCACUGCACUCCAGCCUGGUGACUCCGUCUCAAAAAAAAGGGGAGGGGGGCGGGGGAGAGUUGAAAGCUUAAUAUGUACUUUGGGGGCUAUUAAAGCAAACAUUUCGACUAAAGGGGCGAAUCCUCGAAUUGUGCGAUCAAGCACCCGAGAGGAGAGUUGGGGGGGGUCAGGAGGGGUGGGGGCUCCAGGGAAAGCCCGGGGGUCUGGGCCGGGGUCUCGCGGGGCCCUUCCGGAAGGAUCGCGGCCCCCGAAGGUGGGCGUCCCGCGGGGCUCCAGUCUCCAGGACGUUCCGGGAGGCUCCGCGCUCUGGGAGGCCGGCUGCGUGGGGUCCCCGCGCUGCAGCCGCAGAGGCCCCCCAGGGCCGCGGUUCCCGGAGCGGGAAAGUCCCGCGCGGGGGCGGUGGCCUCGGGGGCGGGACGGGGCGGGGGCGGGGGCGCGGGCGGCCGAGCCGAAUCCCCUCCACCGGGACGCCCCGCUGCUGCUCGGGAAGAGGCGGGCCCUGCGCGCCCUGCGCUCGCCAUGGCGGUUUGGGCGGCGACGUGAGCGGCUCCGCGGACCCCGAGCGGGGCCCCGGCCGCGACCUGAGCCGCCGCCGAGCGCCCGGGGCCAUGCGACCGACGCUGCUGUGGUCGCUGCUGCUGCUGCUCGGAGUCUUCGCCGCCGCCGCCGCGGCCCCGCCAGCACAGCUAACUUUGGAGACCUACCAAGAAUGGUGCAAUGAUUCAGCAGCUACUCAUGACCCUCUUUCCCAGCUGCCCGCUCCUCAGCACCCGAAGAUUCGCCUGUACAACGCAGAGCAGGUCCUGAGUUGGGAGCCAGUGGCCCUGAGCAAUAGCACGAGGCCUGUUGUCUACCAAGUGCAGUUUAAAUACACCGACAGUAAAUGGUUCACGGCCGACAUCAUGUCCAUAGGGGUGAAUUGUACACAGAUCACAGCAACAGAGUGUGACUUCACUGCCGCCAGUCCCUCAGCAGGCUUCCCAAUGGAUUUCAAUGUCACUCUACGCCUUCGAGCUGAGCUGGGAGCACUCCAUUCUGCCUGGGUGACAAUGCCUUGGUUUCAACACUAUCGGAAUGUGACUGUCGGGCCUCCAGAAAACAUUGAGGUGACCCCAGGAGAAGGCUCCCUCAUCAUCAGGUUCUCCUCUCCCUUUGACAUCGCUGAUACCUCCACGGCCUUUUUUUGUUAUUAUGUCCAUUACUGGGAAAAAGGAGGAAUCCAACAGGUCAAAGGCCCUUUCAGAAGCAACUCCAUUUCAUUGGAUAACUUAAAACCCUCCAGAGUGUACUGUUUACAAGUCCAGGCACAACUGCUUUGGAACAAAAGUAACAUCUUUAGAGUCGGGCAUUUAAGCAACAUAUCUUGCUACGAAACAAUGGCAGAUGCCUCCACUGAGCUUCAGCAAGUCAUCCUGAUCUCCGUGGGAACAUUUUCGUUGCUGUCGGUGCUGGCAGGAGCCUGUUUCUUCCUGGUCCUGAAAUAUAGAGGCCUGAUUAAAUACUGGUUUCACACUCCACCAAGCAUCCCAUUACAGAUAGAAGAGUAUUUAAAAGACCCAACUCAGCCCAUCUUAGAGGCCUUGGACAAGGACAGCUCACCAAAGGAUGACGUCUGGGACUCUGUGUCCAUUAUCUCGUUUCCGGAAAAGGAGCAAGAAGAUGUUCUCCAAACGCUUUGAACCAAAGCAUGGGCCUAGCCCACUGGCUCCCUGGAAGAGAUCAAGCCAUCGGAGCUGCUAGAGUUCUGUCUGGACUUUCCAGAGACCAGUAUUCCCUUUUGCUGCCUCUAAAAGGCCUGUCCCUGCAGACAUGAGAGACAGCAGGUCUCAUGGGGGUGACAAGCUUUUUUUUUUUUUCUUAAAGAAUUUUCAAAAUCAAAUUCCAGAAUGAUUUUACGGAGAUAUCCCAGGAAAAUUAAGGCUUCUCUUAAACACUAAAAAGGCAUGUAAUUGCUUGUUAGCAAAAUGGAUAUGACACAUCUCUGAUACUUUUUUCAUUAUUGGUUGGGCUGAGCAGUCAGAAGACCUGGUCGUCGUCUUGACUUUGGCAAAUGAGCCGGAGCCCCUUGGGCAGGUCACACAACCUGUCCCAGCGAGGGACACCGAGUGGCCCUUCAUGUACAUCCAUGGUGUGCUGGCUUAAAAUGUAAUUAAUCUUGUAAAUAUACUCCUAGUAAUUUAAGAUUUUGUUUUUAAACUGGAAAUAAAAGAUUGUAUAGUGCAUGUUUUUUAAA
Molecule: messenger RNA, 2287 nt
Organism: Homo sapiens (human)
Lineage: Eukaryota; Metazoa; Chordata; Mammalia; Primates; Hominidae
Gene: IFNGR2
Product: interferon gamma receptor 2
Exons: 8
Coding region: 663-1733 (356 amino acids)
Biological process (GO): microglial cell activation
Cellular component (GO): endoplasmic reticulum membrane; cytoplasm; plasma membrane
Source: RefSeq, marked reviewed